UCAUCGAUUGCCUCGCGUUUUUCGAGAUGACCUCACGUACAUCAUUCCUGAGGAUCGGGAAGAAAAUUCUAGUACCAUUCCAUUGGAUUUAACCCAUCAUCGUAGGGAAUGGUCCGGUCAGCUGCUACACGUGUAACACCAGCAGAAGCUUUUCGAACUCGAUUAGCCUCCAAACGGAGCAAAACUUCCCGUGCGCCUCGUGCUUUGGAUACCUACUAAGCUUCGAUUCAUGACGCGCGCACCUCGUCUCUAUGGAUCUGAAUCUAGUGAUCAAGGUCCGACAGGGAGAACUCUUACUCCCUACGUGAGGGAAGUACCUAGUGGAAUUUUAGGUUGCAGACUUCCUCUUCUUUCAUGCUUUCAUAGAUACCUAGGUAAUGAUCUCAUCCGUGGCUUUUCUCGUCUUUCAUUUGCGAAUGCCAAAGUUGCAUCUGCAUACUUUCUACAACCAACUCCUUAACAUCUGAUUGAUCAACGCCUCCAAAAGUUAAGUCAGGCUUGCAAUAUCUUUUAUAAUUUCAUACCCACCAUCCAAAGUUUGUAUGUUGAUCUCCUUUCGACGUCUGAUUCGCUACCCAAAGGCCGAAUCAAGACGUGCUCUCGGUUCCUUUGCUCCAGGAUCAAAUUAUAUACCUACGGGCUCCCGGACACAUCCCCUGGUUACUUGCACGAUGGUUCCAAAACGAAAGAGGUCAGCUGUAGCUCCGCAGCAGGACAUCCAGCCAGAAUUACCAGAACGCCCUAAUGCUACCCCAAGGCGAUCGGGGCGUAUUGUCAAGAAACCGAGCGAGGUAUCACAAUCCGAUGCCUAUCCGUCCAACAAGGAAGCUCUCCGCGCAGCGUCGAGUCAGACCAGGGGCAAGAAAAAACAGAUGUUGAGUCAAGGAGAAGACGUAUACGGGGCUAUAGAUGGCCUUCGUGAGAUGGAAGAUAAUUUCCGCGAUGCUGUAAAACGACAGAAGCUGGCACUGGAUGAAAGUUCAUUAUGUGGUACUUUAAAUACGACAGAUGAGGAUGCCCCCUUUAUGCCGAGGCCUAUUAAAGCCAACCCAGACACCGUUCUUACGAAAUCCGAGAAGAAACUAUUAAAGGAGAGGGCUGCGGUGAAGAAUGAAAUUAACGAGACUGGACUUGAGAAUGGAGCCCACGAAGACAGGGAAGAAGGUGAUGCAGAAGAGCCCGACGCCAAUGCUUUCAAGCAAGAGGGCUCAAGGCCGCCUCCUGUUAAUAGUGAUUAUCUACCCUUGCCGUGGAAGGGUAGAAUUGGUUAUGCCUGCCUUAACACCUACCUUCGACAAUCGAACCCUCCUGUGUUUAGUUCAAGAACCUGCCGAAUAUCGUCUAUCUUAGAUCAUCGUCACCCUCUUCGAGAUCCAUCUCAACCUGAACACCCAACUAAAAACCGGCCGGACAAGGACGAACCAGCCGAUGUAGCCAGGGGUAAGAAAUAUGUCGAAGCCCUCGGUCUCGCAAAUGCACGUGAUAUUGUCAAGAUGGUACGUUGGAAUGAUAAGUAUGGUAUUAAAUUCAUGCGCCUCAGUUCGGAGAUGUUCCCCUUUGCCAGCCAUGAAGAGUAUGGCUAUAAGCUGGCACCUUUUGCUUCUGAAGCGCUCGCGGAAGCUGGGAGAGUCGCGGGUGAGCUUGGUCACAGGCUAACAACUCACCCUGGACAAUUUACCCAACUAGGAUCGCCUCGGAAAGAAGUCGUGAGAAACGCAAUUCGCGAUCUUGAAUAUCACGAUGAGAUGCUUACUCUUCUACGUUUGCCUGAACAACCCAACAAGGACGCUGUUAUGAUCCUACAUAUGGGCGGAGUCUUUGGGGACAAGGAGGCUACCCUUGAUCGGUUUAGGGAAAAUUAUGCAGGGCUAUCACCAGGGAUCAAGGCGAGGCUUGUGUUGGAGAAUGACGAUGUAUCGUGGACGGUGCAUGACCUACUCCCGAUUUGCGAGGAAUUAAAUAUUCCACUCGUUCUUGAUUUCCACCAUCACAAUAUUAUGUUCGACAAAGACAAAAUUCGUGAAGGAACCAAAGACAUUGUGGAGCUUUACCCGCGAAUCAAGGCGACUUGGGAUAGAAAAGGUAUUACGCAAAAGAUGCAUUAUAGCGAGCCUUGCUCUGAAGCCAUCACCCCUCGGCAGAGACGAAAACAUCGACCUCGAGUCAUGACUCUGCCUCCGUGCGCAAAUGACAUGGACCUUAUGAUCGAAGCGAAGGAUAAAGAGCAGGCCGUGUUCGAUCUAAUGCGAAAUUUCAAGUUGCCGGGAUGGGAUCGCUUCAACGACGUGAUCCCAUACGAGCGGGAGGAUGAUAAUAGACCUCCUCCUAAAGUGCCCAAGAAGAAACAGCGUAAAAACAAAAAUGCGGAUGAAAAUGGCGAAGACGGUGAGCCGGAAGAGGAGGCUAAGCCGCUGCCCGUGAUCCCGGAGUCGGAAGUAGGGAUGGGCGGCCCUGAUAACCGGGUCUAUUGGCCCCUCGGCAUGGAGGAAUGGCUCCGCCCGAAGAAAAGGGAGGUCAAGAACAGCAAAAGUAAAGGUGACGAAAUCGGAGACGACUAACCUGCCUAACCUCCGAUUUAAAGAAACGCAUGUUGGGUUACAUAUGCCCGCAGCACAUUCCUCGGACCGUGCCACUGCAUAAACUGGGCAACAGCUUAUCAGCGCUGAAGUUAUAUUCGUUUAGUAUUAUGCUGCGGUGUUUGAUGCUCCGCAACCAUGUUGUUAGACUAGGUACUCAGGUAGCAUAUGGAGGUGGCUUCGCAUUCUCGCAAAUGUAUGGCAGGCUUAUCUCGACAAAUUGUUUAGUUCUAUAAAUAGAUGAUCUAAUCUUCG
Messenger RNA from Annulohypoxylon truncatum, 2831 nucleotides. Its product is annotated as UV-endonuclease UvdE. Gene Ontology annotation, molecular function: endonuclease activity. NCBI's taxonomy places the organism in Eukaryota, Fungi, Ascomycota, Sordariomycetes, Xylariales, Hypoxylaceae. The coding region runs from base 543 to 2558 and encodes 671 amino acids. The transcript is spliced from 3 exons. The record is from RefSeq and is a predicted model, not a curated record. Gene Ontology annotation, cellular component: mitochondrion; nucleus. Gene Ontology annotation, biological process: nucleotide-excision repair; response to UV; mitochondrial DNA repair.